AUGGUGGGCAGCUUAAUGUAUCUCACGGCAACACGUCCUGAUUUGAUGUUCGUGGUCAGUCUCAUUAGCAGAUUUAUGGCAAGUCCCACUCAGUUGCAUUAUGUAGCGGUAAAGAGAAUCAUGCGGUAUUUGAAGGGAACAAUAAACUAUGGUAUUUGGUACAAACAAGGAGAAGGAAGUGAUCUCGUAGCUUAUACCGACAGCGAUUAUGCUGGAGAUAUUGAUGAUAGUAAGAGUACAUCAGGUUAUGUAUUUCUAAUGGGUGGAGGAGCUGUAGCUUGGUCCUCACGAAAACAACCUAUUGUGACUCUUUCGACUACUGAAGUAGAAUACGUGGCAGCGGCUACAUGUGCAUGUCAAGCUAUUUGGAUGAGAAGAAUAUUGGAAGAAAUCAGUCAUGCACAAGUUGGAGAAAUAGUGAUGUUAUGUGACAACACAUCUACUAUUAAACUGUCGAAGAACCCGGUCAUGCAUGGACGGUCUAAGCACAUAAGAGUUCGAUAUCAUUUUCUAAAGGACUUAGCCAAAGAAGGUGUUAUCAAAUUGGUUUAUUGCAGCAAAGAAAUGCAGCUGGCAGACAUGAUUGACGAAGGCGUUAAAGUUGGCAUCAUUUCAGAAGAUUCGAGAAGCACUUGGGAUGAGCAUUGGUGA
Messenger RNA from Ricinus communis (castor bean), 651 nucleotides. Its product is annotated as secreted RxLR effector protein 161-like. The transcript has a single exon. Bases 1 to 651 code for a protein of 216 amino acids. The record is from RefSeq and is a predicted model, not a curated record. NCBI's taxonomy places the organism in Eukaryota, Viridiplantae, Streptophyta, Magnoliopsida, Malpighiales, Euphorbiaceae.